AUGGCCUUUUCAUCGAAUGUCACAACAUUCACUCUCUCUGGACUUAAUCUAACAAGGGGAAACAAAUAUAUAUUUUUUUCGCUGGCUCUUCUCGCAUAUCUUAUGAUGUUAUUUUUCAAUCUUUGUCUUGCAAUUACUAUUCUCCAAGUAAAGACACUCCACGAGCCCAUGUACAUUUUCCUGUGUAAUUUAUGUAUUAAUGGAAUUUAUGGAACCUCAGGUUUCUACCCAAAAUUCUUGCUUGAUAUAAUCAGUGACUCUAAUGAUAUUUCCUAUAAUGGAUGUUUACUUCAAAUAUUUGUGAUAUAUGGUGGGGUUAUGUGUGAUUUUUCAACACUAACAGUGAUGGCUUAUGACAGGACAGUGGCCAUAUGCCAGCCAUUAAGGUAUCACUCUAUAAUGACAACCCAGGCUGUCGUUCUGUCACUAAUGUUUUGCUGGAUGUGUCCUUUAUUUUGUUCAGUCCUCAUCAUAACUAUGACAAGCGUGUUGCCUUUAUGUGGGUCUCAAAUAGACAAACUGUACUGUGAUAACUGGUCUGUUGUGCGUCUUUCCUGUGUGCCUGUGACAUUGAAUAAUGUGAUUGGAUUCAUUGUUAUACUUUUAUUUAUGGCACAUGCUCUUUUUAUAAUGUAUUCUUAUAAAAAAUUGAUAUCUGCAUGUAGAAAUUCUAAAGAAGACACACUGAAGUUUAUGCAGACCUGUGUACCUCACUUAUUUUCCAUAAUAAAUUUUGCAGUAUCUGUGCUUUUUGACACAAUGUAUAGUCGAUAUGGAUCCCGGGUUAGCUCACAGAGUGAACACGUACGCAAUUUCAUGUCUUUGGAAUUGUUAAUCAUCCCACCCCUUUUCAACCCAAUUAUUUACGGAUUAAAACUUACUGAGCUCCGUACAAGAAUCAUGAGGCCUUGCCAAAGACAUAUAGUAAGGAACAAUGAGCUGAGAAGAAAAAUAAGAUAA
This is a messenger RNA of Conger conger (European conger), 960 nucleotides long. Its product is annotated as olfactory receptor 4B13-like. Gene Ontology annotation, molecular function: olfactory receptor activity. Gene Ontology annotation, biological process: G protein-coupled receptor signaling pathway. The transcript has a single exon. Lineage: Eukaryota; Metazoa; Chordata; Actinopteri; Anguilliformes; Congridae. Gene Ontology annotation, cellular component: membrane. The record is from RefSeq and is a predicted model, not a curated record. The coding region runs from base 1 to 960 and encodes 319 amino acids.